AUGCGCGCUGGUGUGGGCCUGAUUGUUGGCGGACUGCUGACGGCACGCGCCGGGCACCCUUUGCGAGAAGUCAUCUUCCAAGAUGCCAAGGAGCGGGUGAAGGAGCUCGCGGUCCAAGUCUCUGGAACUGAGGCCAAGUUCACAACCCUAGAGCACUUGGACUGUGAGGGUCCAGGCUUCAAUGAACUCUGGAAAGUCCUGCGUGAUUUAGCCAGGUUCGAGCUUCCGAGCGACUCUCUACGACCCCUUCGCCAACUGAGAGGCUGGACCGAUGAGUCUUCUCGUGCGGACCUGGGCGAUGCCGGCAUCCCAGCCAUGUCUUUGACUCUGAAGGCUUUGGCGGUCAUGAUGCAUGACGAGUGCCUCAACUCCGCUUUUCAACAUGUCGUGGAGUGGGACUGCUUAUACUUUGAGCUUGGACACCACUCCAGCGGAGCAGAGGGCUGCCAGAAAAGUGCAUAUGAGCACUAUGGCUGGUGGAUCGACUCCAACUUCACAAGCACUGGAGGCCAAGAGCACUUCUGCCACUUCGGCUGUGCUACCGCUUUGGUCCUGACGGCCCUAGCAAGCUUGCAGGAGGACGGCGUGACGGAUCAGAACGCUCGUGCUGUGAUGGAUCAGUUGCAGGUGGCGGAAGCUCUCAUGGGCCGCGGCGGCGACCUGGAUUACGCGAGCUCGUCAAAGUGGGGCGGACAGUUGACAGGACUUGCAGCAGUUCUCAUCGACUACUUAGCCAGCUUGGGUAGCAGCAGCCGCGAAGAAGGGAAGUCAGCCUUGGCCAUUGCCCGUUCCUUGCAGCCCUGUGAUCCGAUCCUUCAACUGGGCUGCUGGGCCAGUCCAGUCUCCACAGGUGAAGGGAUCGAGGCGUGGGGAAGAUCUUGA
Molecule: messenger RNA, 882 nt
Organism: Durusdinium trenchii
Lineage: Eukaryota; Dinophyceae; Suessiales; Symbiodiniaceae
Source: the annotation of a GenBank genome assembly